AUGGCUGAAAAUGAAGGAUUCGUUCACGACGAAAUCACCGUCACGCCCGCGAAUGAUGAAAAGGUUUGUGAAACAUAGAAAUCUACUUCAAAAUAUUGAAAUGUUUCAGAGAAAUGAGAAUCAAAGCAGUACCCGGAAGCGGUCUGUGGACAUUGGGACUUCAACGACGCAAAUCAUUAUAGAGUGAGUGGAACAACUUGCCUUUUUAUAAUGAGAAUGAAUGAAGUUCAGAAGUGAGCCGCCGGUGAGCUCCCGAGACUGCUGGAGCUCCAUGUGCGACGUCUUCGGCACCCGACAGUCCGCCUACAUAGCCCAGCUCCGACCGAUCAGUGCGUAUCUUCUGCGGUGUCAGGAAGCGCUCAAGAUCUUCCAGUACGAACUGGAAAGAGAUAUCAAGACGAAACAGACGGCUCUGGCGACUUAUCAGCAUGUGAUGGACUGCGUUAUUGAGAUCAAUCAUAUUUGUAGUGAGUUUGUUCCACUUGAUUUCAAUUCAAUUGGCCUGAUUCCAGUGCAUCGUGAUCUGAACAUCCCUCCCGAAGAGCACACAAUGCUCAGAUCUGUCGCCUAUGAACUGGCUUUGCUGGCUAGAAUCAUCGAGGAAGUGGCUAACCAAACUGGAUCUGAGAAGCCGAGAAGCCGGACGAACUCAUUCCAAAGGCUCACAAUUUCCGCUCCCGUCAGUUUGUUUUCACUAUGCUAACUGUAAUGAAGACGUUAUUGCAGACAGUGCACACGAGCACGGAAGGCGACGAGACUCGGGACAUUGGCUCCGGCGGCAACAUUCCGGCAGUGGACGAGGGAUCGCUGAAAGAGACUAUCUCGAAUGUGUUCGAUAUGAUCGAGAACCUCAUGAAAUACAUCGACAAGAAGACGGAACGAAGGUGGUGGCUGCGGGAUGUGAUCAAUUUCACGCAGGCGGCCGUCAAGGUGGCUCUGUUCAUCAGCGCCGCCAUUUCCGUCGCCUAUCACGAGAACCAGAUAGCUCCGAUCAUCACUCUGAUCAUCACUUGCAUUCAGGGAAUCACCGAGGGAUUCGAUCAAUACUUUCUGAAGAACAAGUCUCCGGAUGACAUUCACAUUUCGGUUCUCACCAACACAAUGAACAAUUUGAAAAGUUGAAAGUCCAUUAAUGUACUGGUUUAGUGAAAUAAAGAGUGAAAUGAUUGAAUGCAUUGUUUUCCUACUAUUCGGGCGCUAAUGGCAUUCUUCAUUUUGGGAGUGGAGAGUGGAGAAAGCGGUCACAAUGGAUGGACGGUUUGUAUAAAGCAACCGAAAGUUAUUUAACUUUCUAGUGAAAAUAAUGAAUCGAAAACUCUUUAUUUUUCUUCUAUUCUCAGUGGUCCACUCACAGUUCAUAGGAGGAGGUUGCGGUUGCGGGUGAGUUUGGUUUUCUGAUUCUCGCAAAAACUUCACUUCCAGAAUCGGUGGAUGUGGGUGUGGACAGCCGACGAUCAUAGUUCACCAGAGCCCACCGCAGUACCUUUCCGCGCCACCGCCUCCUCUUCCGCCACCACCUCCACCACCGGCUCCUGCUCCGAUCUAUGCUCCUCCGCCGCCACCACUGUAUGCUCCGCAGCCGCCGCCACCGUCCAUGUAUGCUCAGGCACCGCCCGUGUACGUGCAGCCACCGCCGCCUCCUCCGCCACCACCGCAACCAUCUUACUAUCAUCCCAUGUUCCCUACUGCCGCUUAUUCUGGUAUUAUGUACGGCUGAACGUGAACCUCUCCGUGCUUGCGUGAUUCUUUUUUUGUUUUCACGGAUUACCGAUUAGUUUGAAUAAAACAAUCCGAUCGGAUAAAGACCAUUUCUCGAAAUCGUUUCCGUUCGUAUCGCUUCGUUGAUACGAAGUGACUAAAGUGAGUUCGGGCCGCCCGUCCGGGAUCCAUUAAACACGAUCGCAGAAGAACUAG
Molecule: messenger RNA, 1914 nt
Organism: Caenorhabditis sp. 36 PRJEB53466
Lineage: Eukaryota; Metazoa; Nematoda; Chromadorea; Rhabditida; Rhabditidae
Source: the annotation of a GenBank genome assembly